This is a messenger RNA of Exophiala mesophila, 1376 nucleotides long. RefSeq lists its product as uncharacterized. Lineage: Eukaryota; Fungi; Ascomycota; Eurotiomycetes; Chaetothyriales; Herpotrichiellaceae. Bases 176 to 1138 code for a protein of 320 amino acids. The transcript has a single exon. The record is from RefSeq and is a predicted model, not a curated record.
UCUGAAACGAGGGGCAAUGUAGAAACCUAUAAAUGCCAUCGAUUCUGGUGGUACAAGUGGUUUCUUAGAAGGCAAACAAAGCGCUCUAAGGUAGCUGUCCUCACUAUACUAGCAAACAACAGCGCACUCGAUUUUGAUCAUCACUCAACUUAAUCAUCACCAUCAAUUCAUUAUCAUGGCGCCAGCCAAAGAGACCAUUCUGAUCACCGGGGGUACGACAGGGCUGGGUUUCUAUACUGCAAUCCAGCUUGCGAAACAAUACAAAGAUGCAUCCAUCAUUGUUGCGUCUCGAAAAGACACAGACUCGGCAUCAACGGCCAUCAGAAAGGCCAGCGGCCACCAGGACGUGCAGUUUAUGAGCCUCGACCUUGGCAGCCUCAAAAAUGUGCGAGAUUUUGUGGACAGGUACGCGGAAAAGCAGCUGGCACCUAUUUCCCUGCUUCUCCUCAACGCAGGCAUUCAAUUCCCAGAAGAAGCCACCUUCACCGAGGACAAGAUCGAGGCGACUUUGGCAGUCAACCACGUGGGCCACGCCCUGCUUCUGCACCUUCUCCUUCCGUAUCUCGCCACCCAAGCUCGCAUCGUCGUCACUUCCAGCGGUACACACGACCCAGCUCAAAAGAGUGGAAUCCCCAUAGGCACUUACAAGAGUGCCGAAGACCUUGCACAUCCUCAAGGUGAAAGCCUCCGAAAACCAGGUCGACAGCGAUACGCCGAAAGCAAACUGGCGAAUGUGAUGUGGACAUACGCCCUACACAGGCGGUUGGUGCAAGUCCCCGAUAAGAAGUGGACCGUGGUGGCAUUUGAUCCGGGUUUGAUGCCGGGCACUGGCCUCGCUCGCAACGCCGGGGGUGUGCUCAGGUUCAUAUGGCACCAUGUUUUCCCCAAACUAAUCCCAAUCCUUCGACGCACAUAUCACCACAACAUUUGGAGACCUCAGGAAUCGGCUGAUCACCUAGCCUUUAUAGCCUCAAAGGAGUCGACAAGUGGCGUUUACUACGAGGUCGAAAAGCCCAUCAAGUCGAGUGUUGAUAGUUAUGACGAAGCCAAACAAGAGGAUCUUUGGGCGUGGACGAUCAAGACUAUCGCUAAAGAUGAGACAGAAGCCCGAGAAUUCGAGAUUGUCCCGAAAGUAUGAACAGAUAUUCUGGGAGAGUAGCUAGAAGGGGUUUUGUUUUAGUCGUCGUUGUUGCGAUAUAGCGAUGGGGAAAGGGUCCAGGCGUCAUGGAAGGGUUGCCUGUGUACAUGCAAACGAUAUUGUGGUAAUUUGUGUCCAUAUUCUUGACAUAGAGGCUGAGAGUAUUGCUUCUCGAUGCUUUCGACUUGGGAAUUUAUAAUAACAUAGUGCAUCAUCAUUCAUUCUUCAUCGAAACAAA